AUGCCGAUGACUUACCAGGUACCCUCAGCAGUUCAAGCCGAUCGUCGGGGAGAGUGGAAGGACUAUGACCCCGACCGCGAUGACUAUGACCCUUGCACGGCCGUGCUGCUUCCGCCGCCGGCCGACGCGAAUGAGUUGUUCCGCCGACAGGUGAUCCACCUCCAAAGUCGGAUCCGCAAAGGUGGAAAGGAGAAAGUGCUGGCGCACUACCUCAAGGUGGUGGAGGAAAUGGAAAGGUCCAUGAAUCCAGACACCAAGGAGGUCAUGGUGGUGACGCAGUUCAAGAAGGAGUUCUGUCACAAGAGGACGACCAGUGCAGCCUCCACCGCGGCCCCGGAAGGGCCCGAGCAGGUAGACGAUUUGGAGGAAGACCACGAGGAUGAAGAGGAAGAAGCAGACAUUCCGCUGGAAGGCGCCCAUGUGGCCACCACACGAGCGUUCACCAAGAAGUCCUUGCCCGGCCAUCCCAACAUGCCCAAGUCAGGAGGCUGGGUGGCGGGGAGGAAGGGAGUCCGUGGCCUCUCCUCGGCCGACGCGACCCGAGUCCGCGCGGGGUCUCGGCAGAGACCCGCUCGCGCCCGGGACGUCGCGUCGCAUCCGAGUCUUCAUAUGCUGCUCAGGUGGUUGCUGCUGCAGCCCCUUGCCGUCGCGGUCGCCCGCGUGCUGCUCUUCUGGCCGGUGGACGAUAGUGAGCGAACCCAGAGGCUCAUUAAGGCCAAUGUGCGGCACGCCGAGGAGCAAAAGAUUGAGUUCGAGGUGAUCUUGGCACACUACCGUGGCUUCAAAGAGAACUGGGACCAGGAGUGGUAUCAGAAGUAUGUGGUCCAGUCGCUGAACGGCACAGGCUACAAGUUCCACUUCUUGCGCUCGGCCUACCUCAAGCAGGCUGAAGCCUGGGACAAGCGUUACGAGUUCAUCUGGGCACUGGACAGCGACAUCGACAUCUCUCGUGCCGACCUGUCACAGUUCUUAGAGAUCGCUCGGGCGCUCGACUCCUUGAUCAUUGGUCCCACCUUUCUGGAAGGAAAGACGGGCCCAAGCUUCUUACAGGAGCGGCUCUUCACGAGCGCGGGUGCGCGCACACAGCCCAAGGCCGACCAGGCACUGGCGCUGGGCGGCUUUGGCCUCAAUAAGAUGCAGCGGCCCAACCCUGCUUGCGAUUACCGGCAUACGGACUUCGUCGAGCUGACGGCCCCACUACUGAAGAGUGCGGCGUAUCGGAGCAUCUUGGGAUGCGAGGAUUGCAUCUCACAGACCUCGGAUUGGGGCCUUGAUACGUUUCUUCUGCUGAAGUAUGUGGCCGAACGGCACGGAUGUGCGCUAGUUGACAAGACUCCCGUGAUCCACCUGGAUUGGCCCCUGGCGCGCAUCAAUGCUGGCUUCUAUUUGUCCUUCCUGUCCAUGCGGGCACGGUUCCAGAAGAACUGGACGCGCUACAAGGUCCUGGACUGCCAACGGCUGGGCCUUGGACCUCAGAUCGCUGCGAAACAGUUGAGGGCCAAAGCCAUCGCAUGA
Durusdinium trenchii is the source of this 1515-nucleotide messenger RNA. NCBI's taxonomy places the organism in Eukaryota, Dinophyceae, Suessiales, Symbiodiniaceae. The record is from the annotation of a GenBank genome assembly.